This is a messenger RNA of Thelazia callipaeda (thelaziosis nematode), 357 nucleotides long. The record is from the annotation of a GenBank genome assembly. NCBI's taxonomy places the organism in Eukaryota, Metazoa, Nematoda, Chromadorea, Rhabditida, Thelaziidae.
AUGAUUUUUACAUUUUACUGCUCAGCACCGUAUUUUGAAACAGUCACCGCGAUGAUGUUGUAUUAUCGCUAUAUCAUCGUACCUCUAAUUCUUGUCAUUCAGCUAGUUGACACAGUAACGUGUCCACUAGAAGCAACGGGUUCUGGUAGUAGCAGUGCUAGCACUAGUGUUUCAAAUAAGCCAGCGAUGCUUGCAAAGCGGAAAAUGUGCCCAGAUUUUAAAGAUAGGGAAGAACAGAAGUAUUGUUGUCCAUCACAUAUUGUACCAGGGAGUUACUAUUGUUGCUCCCAGGAACAUCUCUAUCGUAUCGAAGCGGAAAAAGCUGCUGAAAUCAGACGACAGUUCAUCAAAAAGUAA